Molecule: messenger RNA, 426 nt
Organism: Arachis ipaensis
Lineage: Eukaryota; Viridiplantae; Streptophyta; Magnoliopsida; Fabales; Fabaceae
Source: RefSeq, a predicted model, not a curated record
AUGGAAGGCAUCACAGUGAGCGUCUACAAGAGCUUCAAGGAUUUCCAAAAGAGGAGACGCUACCGCAAGCUCCAUGGGUCGGGUCGCAGAUCAAAGUCUGAGCAACUCGGGUCACGGCGUGGGACCCGAUUCUGGGGAUGGCGGGUCAAGGUUGCGCCCAAGAUCCGAAUCCGAAGAGUCCCUUCGCCAAAGAAGAUGUUGCUGUGGCUGAGGGAUGCUUAUGUCAGGAUGAUGCUCGGCUUCGCCAACUCCCGUGUCAUGACCAUGAAUGCCUCCGCUACGGGCUUCGGUGGGCCGUACUCUGUAGCUAUUGGUGGGCUUGGGCCGGCCCAGCCCAAAGAGUACGACGAGAAGGUGAUAGUUCAGAUCUACAAGUCACUAGUCGCUGCUGGAAACUCCGCCAGUGUAUGCAAUCUUGGCGUCUAG